AUGGAAAGCCACUCCUCUCAAUUCAUUUAUCAACCCCUUCCACCCAUCGCCCCCGUUGGCAAGACCCCUCCUUUCACUCGUCUAUUUCUCUUCAAUUCCGGGCAGGCAAAUGAGCCGCUUCGUGGCACCCUCGUAAUCCACGCUCUAGAUCCCAGCUACGCAUCUAUACCGCCAUAUGAGGCUCUUUCUUAUGUUUGGGGCUCGGGGUCGGCGCAGACGCCCAUAUAUAUCAAUGACUGUCCGAUUGUCAUAAAGCCAAACUUGGACGCUGCGCUCCGGAGCCUCCGACCGCCAACGCAAGCUAGGCUGCUUUGGGUGGAUGCUUUGUGCAUUGACCAGUCAAAUGCCGAUGAGCGGUCAAGGCAAGUAGGAUAUAUGCGACUGGUAUACAAGCAUGCUACGCGAGUUAUUGUAUGGCUUGGGAGCUGGACACCAGGGGUAGAAAUGGCCUUUGAGCUUGCGGAGAGACUCGCGCACAUGCGGGAUAGCUGUGGUGCAGAUAAAGACACUUUACAAAAGGCAGUUGUUGAACUGGCUGUUGGAGCGCCUGAGGCGUUUCACCAUCUGGACCAAUUAUUUGAUCGCCCGUAUUUUAUCCGAAAUUGGUGCAUACAGGAGGUUGUGGCAAGCAGAAGGGCCAUAGCCAAGUGUGAGGGGCUAGAAAUGAAUUUCUUUGACCUCAUAUCAACGGCUCCAUAUGUUGCCAUGAAACGGGAUCAGAUACUGGUAGGAAUGCCUUUCGAAUUUUGGAAUAUGAUCUUCUUGCUGCAGCAUCCUUCAAGUGGGUCUCGAGGUGGAGCCGUUGAAGGAUCACUGGGUAAUUUGACAUUGUUGCUUGCAUCAUCUCGAGAUUUUAAAGUUACCGAUCCACGGGACAAGGUGUUUUCAUUACUGGGAAUAUCCGAUGAAGGGUUAGAUCCCUCUUUGGCACUCACGCAAAUCAUGUCGACCUCGGGCACCAAUACAGUACUGUCGCUAUACCGGCGAGCUGCCUCCAGCAUUGCAAGGCACAUUAAUGAUCUUGGUCCUGGUCUCGAUAUUCUGAGGCACAAAGCUCUCCAGCCAAACUACAACAAGGACGUCGUUGAGGUCUACAGAGAUCUCACGAGAUUUUUAAUUAGGAAAUCUCCUCGGGUGCUCUCCGUAUUGGCGCAUGUGCAACACACGGAUGAUCCAGCUCAGAGCUACUUCCCAUCUUGGGUUCCGAAAUGGUUUCAACCCCGCCAGUGCAGUGUCCUCGAUGUAGGCUGCUUUCUUGCUGGAUUCUGCGACGGCCAUUUUCGAUAUUUUGCAGAAGUUGAAGAUAUGCCUCUCUCAAAAGAACCCAUGCAGCCGAACUAUCUUCGACUUCGUGGAUUUCAUGUGGAUAAGGUCAAAUCUGUUAGCGAAAUAUUGGAGUACAGUCUUACAGGUCCAUUUCCAUUUCAAGACUUGUGGAAUCAAAUGUUUAGUUUUCCGAUAAACCAGUCCCCAAUGCCUUUAUAUCAUGACAAGGCCCCUUUGGUGAUGGCAUUUUGUGCCACAUUGCUUGCUACGCCACUGGGAGCAGCUAUGGGGGAUAUUAGUCAGUUGAUGGGCGAAACACAGGGUCUUACGAAGGAAAAGUUUAUACGGCAGGGUGAAGCGGAUGCCGCAGUGUUUCUUUUAUCCAAGAUCCUGGUCGACGAUACCAUUCCAAUAGCAUGCGGACCUGAGAAACUGAAUCUCCUUGACUAUCUCUGUAGCCUUGUGACAAUGGAGUUAGGUGAGGCCGGAGCCGAUGCAGAACGUUUCGAGCGUGGUGCAAGGUCAGUAUGCUUCCAUCGCCGUUUCUACGUUACAGAAAAGGGUUACUUAGGUAUUGGCCCUCGGAUGAUGAGUCCUGGCGACGAAGUUUGUGUCCUCUUUGGCGGCAGGGUUCCAUUUAUCUUACGCCGUAUGCCGGAUCAUCAUCUAUUCAUUGGAGAUACAUAUAUCAAUGAUGAUGAUGUAAUGUGGGGGAAGAUUACUGAGGGAAUUAAACACCACAAGAAAUCGGAUAUUCCAUCAUUUCUGUAUGAGAUGAGGUAA
Paracoccidioides lutzii Pb01 is the source of this 2049-nucleotide messenger RNA. Its product is annotated as HET domain-containing protein. The record is from RefSeq and is a predicted model, not a curated record. The coding region runs from base 1 to 2049 and encodes 682 amino acids. The transcript has a single exon.